GCUCAGUGUGCCAAAAUGAGUUUUGUUGACCGCUCGUUGAAAAUCCUUUAUACUUUAUAUAUAUAUAUAUAUGCACUCCAAACCCCAUUCAUCGCUCCAUUUUCUUCAAGCUCUAGCCGCGCCCAAGCCUACUGAGUUGCAGGUACAUUUCUCUCCCUUUGGAGCUUUUCUCUGAUCUAGGGUUUUCGUUCCAUCUCCCCUUUGAGGCUUCUCUCUCUGAUCUAGGGUUUUCUCUCCAUCUCCCCUUAGGGGUUUCUCUCUCUGUUCUAGGUCUCUCUCUCCUUCUCUCCGUCUCCCAUACCUUCGUAUUUCAAAAUAUACCCACAAACCAUCUGAUCCACACCUAAUCUCCUAGGCAUUCUAACCAAAUAUCGCCAGCAGUGACGUCAAAUUUCCUGAGAGGCAUCCGAGCAUGCCUUCCUUCGAAGCCUAAUCCCAACAGAAUGAACUCCAUCAGGCGCUUGUCCACUAUCUUCAAACCCACAAACCUCCUACUCCAAUCCCCAAAUCCUCUCUGUACAACCCCAUUUUCCAGCCCCUGCAAAAGCCUGCAUGUUUCCCCUCAAUCUGCAUUCUCAAGCUCCAUCAGGAAUAGCCCUUUCUCUGAUAAAAAUGGCAUUUUAUCCACACCCCAUUUGAGCUUCAGUGCCCAUCAAUGGAGGGGCAUUCGUGUCCAGGUGUUCAAUGGAAAUCUAGAGCGGGCCCUUAUUGUGAUGCAGAGAAAGAUGGUAGCUAGUGGAAUGGAGAGGCUUAUUCGUAGAGUUCAGACCCACCAUUUGAAGAACUCAGAGAAACGAGUUUUAGCUAAAAAGAAUUUGGAAAGGAGGAUACGAUCUGAGGAUUUGGCAAGAAAAUUACAGUCUAUUCUCAUCAAGAAAGUCAGGGGUCUUUGAGGACAACUUUAAGGGUAUUCUUCAUGUCGUUCACUGGGAUAUUUGUGCCCUUGGGGCAAUCUGAAUCGUCUCACACAGAUAUUUGCAGCUUUCAUCCUGAAGUGACUCGCUAAUCUGUAUUUCCUUAUGGAAUCAUAUGGAAACAUGGUUAUCCAAAAUGUAGGCAUAAAAAGUGAUUAGUGGUAAAUAUCUCUCUCUCUCUCGGUUUAGUCUCUGGGCACAGUCAUCAACUCUUUAGGCCCACAGUUCUGCAUUCUUGACUUUAAAGUUUUGAUUCGAACUUGAGAGAAAAAAAGAAUCCAUCUCACCCCCCUGAUGAUUGUGUUCUCUCCCUCACUGUGUUCAACGAGUUGGAGGACCCUCAUUAUCACUCCGGCGAAUGGUUAUGUUUUAAAAUUUUAGCCUUCCCUCUUAAAAGGAAGGGAACUAUUUGUUUUUUCGUCUUUGGUUUUUUGGAAUUAAACGUAGGAGUUGUCAUUA
Molecule: messenger RNA, 1373 nt
Organism: Amborella trichopoda
Lineage: Eukaryota; Viridiplantae; Streptophyta; Magnoliopsida; Amborellales; Amborellaceae
Source: RefSeq, a predicted model, not a curated record